This is a messenger RNA of Mesorhabditis spiculigera, 2346 nucleotides long. The record is from the annotation of a GenBank genome assembly. NCBI's taxonomy places the organism in Eukaryota, Metazoa, Nematoda, Chromadorea, Rhabditida, Rhabditidae.
AUGCGAAGCCUUAUAUGUAUCAUUGCCCUUGUUGGGCUCGUGGGAGCCGACUCAAUUAUUCUGGAAAACGGAUGUCCGGGUGACAACCCGAAGAAGGUAUGCCGGAUUGAGCUGGAGACGUUGAAGGGAGCGCCGGGAGGGGAUUGCCCAUUGUUUUCGACUCCGGAACGUUCAUGCUCGGCCAACUCAAACCCGGAAGAAUUAGCUACCGUACCACCAAUUGUCGAGGCGUCUACCCCCGAGGGAAUGACCACCGGCCGUACGGUAGAACAGGACGAAAACGUGACCAUCAUCACCUGGACCGGGAACAAUGCCAAUGGGACCACGAUUCUGAAUGCGACCAGUAUUUGGAGCCGACCGCCUGGGAAUAUUACGAUAGCCACAGUCUCCAAAAAAGCCCUGCCAAAGGACGAGGAACUCCAAAAAGCGACCUGUGUCUGCAAGCCGACCGGAAUCGAUGUGAACGCCAAGGCAGCGAAUCAAUCUUUGAUCACAGCCCUGCUCUCUAACGCCGGAAACCGGAAAAAGCGUGAUCUUGACACUGACGAAGAAGCGUCUGGACUAUUGAAAGUCAUCAAAGCCGCCCAGGAACAUGUUGAUCAACACCUGGAGGAAGUAGAUGGGGUCCGCCCAAAACGCAUGAUGAACGUAGAAGACGCACUAGCCCAAUCCCCAUACGACGCAGAUGGCCAAGUGAACGUGACGAAGCACCAGCCGAAAAAGCCGAUGCGAUUCCAGAGGAGCCCUUUUACGGAAGAAGCACAGGAGCUGGCGUCUGAGUCCGAAGCUACCGAAGCUUCUCAAGUCCCGGAAGCCGUUGAAGCGCAUCAGACUACGGUAACCGCCGCGACCUCUGAAGCUACGGAGGCCAUGCGCCGAAAGCGGGAAGCCGAGUCGUACCUCAUCGAUUUUGAGCCCGAGGUUAAUGAGGUUUUGGAGGAACCGAGCUCUGGUGCACCGAGAGCAAAGCGCGAGGUCGAAAUGACUGAAAAUCCAGAUGAAGUCACUUCUGAAGUUUCAAAAGCUAAACGUUGCGCUGAAGCUAAGAAAGCGGAAGUCCAAGAGGGUACAUCUGAAGCUCCAAAAGUGAAGCGGGAAGCUGUCGAUGAGAUUGAAAGCACCACUCCCAAGCCCGAAGAAGCGACUUCUGUAGCUUCGAGGUCGAAACGGGAAGCUGUGGAUGAACUUGCUAGCCCCACUACCGACCCGGCAGCUGCGACAUCUGAAGCUCCAAAAGCCAAGCGUGAAACUGAAGAUGAACUAGAGAGCACCACCCCCAAUCCUCAGGCAGCCACUUCAGAAGUUUCAAAAGCCAAACGUGGAGCUGAGGCCGCAAUUGAAGCGGCUACCGAAAAGCCUGACGAAGCCACUCCGGAAACUCUAAAAACCAAGCGUUGCGCCGAAGCUCCGAAAGCUGAUGCUAACCAAGGUACUUCUGAAGCCCCAAGAGCCAAGCUUCAAGCUGAAAGUGAAGCUACUGAAGCUACGACCGAAAUACCAAGAGCCAAGCGGGAAGACGAUGCUGAGAAAUCCGAAGCUACUAUAGCUGAUGCUCCUCAGACCACUUCUGAAGCCCUAAAAGCCAAGCGCCAAGCCGAGGAUGAAGUCAGUGAAGCGAUAAAAGCAGCUACGACGGAAAUACCAAGGGCCAAGCGGGAGGAUGAAGCUGGAAAAUCUGAAGCCACCGCUACCCUCGUUACCUCGAUUUCUCCGAAGAAAGAAACGGCUUCUGACGCAAAUUUAUCUACGUCGACGACGCUUAGUUCAGAUUCUGCAGCCAAUAUCGUAGCUUUGAAUGCUACCCUAGUCGAAGUCGAAAUCCCUCCAAUCAAACGCUCAGCUCCGAACGCUACUAUUGACGAGCCAUGGGCAAGCGAUGACGAAAUUCCGGUUCAGGUUGUCGAAAACCCUAACUUUGAAACCGUACACGAACCCAGUGUUGAUAAUUCGACUACGUCCAGGGCUCGACUCCUUCUUCAUAAUUCGACAAGAAUCGAGGAGGUUACGGUAGCCGGAACAACUACGAUAACUACUAAAAACGAUGGAACUAACAAAAAUGAGAAAAUUACGCCACACAAUUCCACCGUAACUACCGUACCCCCAGUGCAAGACCCGAUUGCUGAGAUUCUGAAUAGCAACCAGACUACCGUAGUCGAGGGGCAUGAAGCAGCCAUUUUGGAAACGGAAAAUCUCCAACACGCUAAAAGAGAGGUAGAAAAUGCUCCAGCCAACGUGGUACCCGAGGAUGACGUCACUGGUGCUCCAGAGGAGGAGAAGAAGAUUCAGAAGCGCUCGGCCCAAUUCAAGCCAGAAGCCAACUGGCGUGACAAUGUCCUCAUGCCAAAA